Messenger RNA from Mucor velutinosus, 2073 nucleotides. RefSeq lists its product as uncharacterized. The transcript is spliced from 3 exons. The record is from RefSeq and is a predicted model, not a curated record. Gene Ontology annotation, biological process: proteolysis. The coding region runs from base 1 to 2073 and encodes 690 amino acids. Gene Ontology annotation, molecular function: serine-type endopeptidase activity. NCBI's taxonomy places the organism in Eukaryota, Fungi, Mucoromycota, Mucoromycetes, Mucorales, Mucoraceae.
AUGGCUGCCGAGCGAUUCACUCCCGUUGAUCUGAUUCAAUUAGCAAGGCCUGGUGUUCCGGUGACAUCGCCUAAUGGCACAUUUGCAGUCUACUCACAAUCAGCAUACAACAUUGAGCAGGCCAAGACUGUUCGCAACCUCUACCUCUUGAAUGUCAAGGAAAACUCUGUCCAAGAAUUGACCAAGCCUUCAUUCGACACUGCUGAUACCGAGCCUUUCUUCUUGGAUGAUCAGCAUAUCGCCUAUUUCCACCAUCAAGCAGAUUUAGACGACAAGGUAGAUCAGCUCCAUGUACUCAAUUUAGCCGACAAAGAAACCUACCGUCUCUCCAAUUUCCCCGUUUCCGUUGAAAACGUCAAAUAUAACAUCAAGCACAAGUUGUUGGCAUUCUCUGCUGCCGUCUACAACGAAUUUGAGGAUCUUGAGAGCACAGCAGAAAAGGACAAGGAGAUUGAAGCCAACAAAAAGGACACAUCCUUGGUUUAUGAUCAGCUUAUGGUAAGACAUUGGGAUGGCUAUGUUAAGGAAAAGAAGAACAACAUCUUUGUGGUGCAUCUCGAGGUCAACGAUGACAAGUAUCAGCUCAAGGGUAGACCUGUCAAUGUGUUGAGACACACUGGAUUGGAAUCGCCCAACUUUCCUCAAGGCGAUGCUAGUGAUUAUGAUAUUUCUCCGGAUGCUUCUCAAAUCGCCUUUGUGGCCAAGAUCAACUCUGAGGACAAUGCCUGGCAAACAUCGGCCCAUGUCUACACUGUGUCCACCAGCGGUCAAGACGAGCCUGUGGCCAUCAACAAGGACAUCCCUGCUGCUUCUUCGAAUCCUCACUUUACGCAAGCUGGCCAGUUGGUCUACUUUCAAAUGUACACACCCCAGUAUGAAGCUGAUCGCAACCGUAUUGUUGUCUAUGAUCCUGCUACCGAGUCCAGAAAAGUCAUUGCCGAGUCCUGGGACUCUUCUCCUCAUGAGGUAACCUCUUCCCUUGACAGCAAGACACUCUACGUCACUGCCGAGCAAAAGGGUCGCAACAAGAUCUUUGCUAUUGACCUCGACACGGAAUCCAUUGACACCUUGACCGAAACCAAGUACGCUGCUGGUUUAUCUGUACUCCCCUCUGGUGACAUCUUUUACGGCGCUAGCUCCAUGAAGCAUCCUGUGGCUCCUCAUGUGUUGAAUGUCGAAACCAAAGAAAUCAAGCCCUUGGCCAUUGAGAGUGGAUUGGCCGAGAAAUUGGCCACUAUUGAGUUUUCAGAACCUGAGGACAUUACUUUUACUGGUGCUAUGGAUCAAGAGGUGCACGGCUGGUAUCUCAAGCCAGCUCACUUUGAACAAGGCAAAAAGUAUCCUGUUGCCUUUUUGAUCCACGGUGGACCCCAAGGCAGCUGGAACGACAACUGGUCUACUCGCUGGAACCCCCAGAUCUUUGCUGGUGCUGGUUACGCUGUUGUCGCUAUCAAUUUCCAUGGAUCCACAGGUUAUGGUCAAGCGUUCACUGAUUCUAUUGGACAAAACUGGGGAUCUCAUCCAUUCUAUGAUCUGGAGACAGGCCUUGAUUAUGUACUCAACAAGUUUGACUAUCUUGAUGCAGAGCGUGUCGCUGGCUUGGGUGGAUCUUAUGGCGGCUUCAUGGCAAAUUGGCUGAAUGGCCACAGCAACAAAUUCAAGGCGCUUGUGAAUCACGAUGGCGUCUUUUCUACCACACAAGUUUACUAUACCACAGAUGAGCUCUACUUUGCCGAGAAGGAGUUUGGCGGAUCGCCUGUUCAUGCCGACAAGCGAGAGGGCUAUGAGAGAUGGUCUCCUUCCAACUUCGUGCAAAACUGGAAGACACCUAUGCUGGUGAUUCAUGGCGGCAAUGAUUUCAGACUGACAUUUGGUGAAUCACUGUCCACUUUUACAGCAUUGCAACGCCAAGGCGUCCCAUCUCGUUUGCUGUAUUUCCCUGAUGAGAACCACUGGGUGCUGAAGCCAGCCAACUCGCUGAAAUGGCACAAAGAAGUGCUUGAAUGGAUUGGCAAAUACACGGCUGACCCUGAGAACAAUAGCGCACCCUCUCUUCGCCUACAAAAGCAAUAG